Messenger RNA from Amphiprion ocellaris (clown anemonefish), 3082 nucleotides. RefSeq names its product UDP-GlcNAc:betaGal beta-1,3-N-acetylglucosaminyltransferase 5a (gene b3gnt5a). Gene Ontology annotation, cellular component: membrane. NCBI's taxonomy places the organism in Eukaryota, Metazoa, Chordata, Actinopteri, Pomacentridae. The record is from RefSeq and is a predicted model, not a curated record. Gene Ontology annotation, biological process: brain development. The transcript is spliced from 2 exons. The coding region runs from base 732 to 1925 and encodes 397 amino acids.
CACACUGGGAUCAGGGCAGUCAGAGCAGACAAAUGAAACUGUCUCCAGUUCAGUUAUUCAAGUGGACUACUACAUCUGACUUGAGAAGAAGGAAGGAAAUCCGAUGAAACAGCAGAAAGCAGAGAUGGUGACAGAAAAGCAGAAGCAGCCUAAGAGAAUGAGGCAGAAAAAGUGUCACUUUUAGACCAGUACUGAUCUGAGCACAGCAGAGAGGGUUUUCUCUGUACUUGAACUCAUGUGUGGCUUGGACUCAACACAGCCCGCUGUUUUGUGGCCUGAUGAUAUUCAGACAUCACAGUGACCAGAGAGGAGGUGGCUAAAGAAGUAGAGGAGAAGUUUGAAACAAACCAGGAGUAAAGGAAGAAGGAGCAUGUUGACUUUUUGAAGGUAAAGGAGCGACACUAAGCUUCACCCAGAGCUGGCUACAGAGUGAUCACUAUGAGGGAGCAGAGCUUUUGCUUCACACAGUGGAGGGAGAUCAGUAAUGGAGCACCAAGGCUGUGGAAGAACCUGACGAAAGCCUACCGGACUUGACGACAUCAAAAACAUAAUCCGAUUCGAAAGAGAGAGAGCGGAUAACAAGGCAAAGAUGACAAGGAAGAUGAAUAAAUAUGGAAAUAAAGGGAGACACUGAGGGUGAAAAGUGAAGUUUUAGAGUGAAAGGAGGAGAUAAAACACCACACUCUACUAUCAGAUCUCGAGGAGAUCAGUAGGAAUAAGCCGGAGUCGCGAUGUUCAUGAACUUCCGUCGCAUCCACAAGUGCCAGUGUGUGCAACUACUGACCACAGGCCUGGUUCUGUGUGUGAUGAUGGUCUGCUGGGACGAGCUGGACCAUCAUGUUGUCAGCCAUGUGAGAUCCUACACGUACCGCUAUCUGAUCAACAGCUAUGACUUUCUCAAUUCUUCUCUCAUAAUCAAGCCCAGCCAUCGUCACAAUAAGGAUGGUUCUGACAGUGUGGAUGGUGGCUCAGUGAACUAUCCCUACCUCAUCAACCACCCAGUGAAAUGUGGAGGAAGAGAUGGGAAAAACUGGGACGACGUCCUGCUGCUUCUGUUUGUGAAAUCAUCCCCAGAGAACUUUGAGCGGCGGCAGGCCAUCAGGGACACGUGGGGGAACGAGAGCUUUGUACGGUCAGAACUUGGGGUGAGUGUGAGGUUGGUGUUCGCCAUCGGCAUCCAUCCAGAGGCUGAGCAGAGAUCCAGGGUGCAGAAGGCACUGCUGCAGGAGGACCAGGUCUACAGAGACCUGAUCCAGCAGAACUUUGUAGACACGUUUCACAACUUGACCGUCAAACUGAUCCUGCAGUUCCACUGGAAGCACACAUACUGUCCUCAGGCUCACUUCCUCAUGUCUGCGGAUGAUGACAUCUUCGUCCAUAUGCCAAAUUUGGUGAAGUACCUGCAGCAUCUCCUGAGUAGUCAAACAGGGGCUAAGGACCUGUGGGUGGGGCAUGUGCACAGGGGAGCCCCUCCAGUUCGUAUCAAACACAGCAAAUACCAUGUUCCCUAUGAUCUUUACCCCUGGCCUUCCUACCCAGACUACACCGCUGGAGCAGGGUAUGUGGUUUCAGGGGAUGUAGCCGCUAAAAUUUACCAGGCAACUCAGUUGCUCAACUCCUCUAUGUACAUCGACGAUGUCUUCAUGGGAAUGUGUGCCAAGGCCAUGGGGGUUUCACCCCAGGAGCAUGUGUACUUUUCAGGCGAGGGCAAAACUCCGUACCAUCCCUGCAUCUACAAUCACAUGAUCACAUCGCACGGUCAUGCCACAGAUGUGCGAUCACUAUGGCAGGCAGCAACAGACCCUACAGCAUACAGAAAUUCCAGGGGAUUUAUGAAUAACCUGUAUUGCACGGCAGUGAGAGUGAUGCUGCUGUGUAUACCGUAUUACCAGAACACAUACUCCUGCAUUGCUGCUUUUACUUAAAUGGUCUUAAGGGUGACAGGGAGACAGAUGAUGAAUACCUCACACCAUUGGUCUGCCAUUUUUCUCUCUCAUACUACUUCACGUUCUGCUGGCUGUCUGGUGCUGUCUUGUAAUAAAGAUCAAACCUGUUCUGUUAAGCAAACAAAUGCACUCGACUGUACUUCAGUCACUGUCAGGUUCUGUUUACUUGAGUACUUUUUGUGUCUGUGUGCACAUGUGGACAAAACUACACUCCUUUAUUCACUUGCCAGCUUCUGAUUGCUUUUCUGAAGAAGUGUAGCUUAGCCUGGAGAGUCCAAAAUUACUUCUAAACUGGAAGUUAUUAUGGUUUGAAUGAGUGACAAAAUUAAGGUCAUGCUCUGAACACAUCAACCUGUGGUUAAAAAAAAAAAAGCGUGAUUGCUAGUGUUUGAGGAUAAAGGCAAAACCAAAUCAUCUCUAUCAAACCUUCAUGACCGGCUUUACCAACUACAAAGCUCAGCGAUGCGCCUGAAUUUUUUGGCUUGAUAACGCAGCUGCCAUGUGAGAAGCUAAUCUGAGCAGCUUUAUUGGUUUUUGAAAUGCUUGGAUCAUAACUUUAAAGCACAGGUUAUGCAGAGUGUAGAAGCAAUGUGGCCAUAAAUCAUACAUGUUAGGAAUAGACAAAAAAAAAAAGCCUGAAAUGUUUUGUACCAUUUACUUGUGUUUGUUUUUUGUAACUUAUUGAAUUUCCCUCCCAUUAGGUUAACUAAGUGCAUCACACAUGUCCUGCUGGACACCAAACAGCCAGCUGGAGGAAGGCUACAUCUGGACUGAGCUAAAUGAUGCCAGAUGAUUGCAUUUCCUUUUACAAGGAGCAGACAAAACAGAAGAUAGAAAAUGUUUGAGACAGUCAGGGUUGCAGCAUGAUUAUGAGCUAUUGUGCAUGUUUUUAUUUUCACUGUAAGUGAGCUUGGGACUCAUCGAAAUUUUAAGGUUCCUUCCUGCUCUGUUUGACUUCUGCACCACACUACUCCCCCUUCUUUUCCUGCCAGUCUCUUCCUUUCUCACCACUGCUCUGCUGCAUCCUGGUAAAUUGUGUAUUUGAUAAAAAUGCUAAGACAUGCUGAAUCAUCAUGACCCUUGAAGGAACUUUUUUUUACUGCUGGAAAGCAUUCACCAUUAAACAAGUGAUGUUA